CAUCACAAGUUAGUAAAUUGGACUUCUCCCCAAGUUUUGUCGUGUCGCAACUGCUCGUUUUCUCAGAAUUUCUCUCAUUUUCUCAAGAAUCUCCCCAAAGUGACGUCGACGCGAAGCUCGGACUUGUUCGGAGUUAACUGAAGUUGCAAGAGAGCAAAGUGUGAGUCAACAACGAUGACGACAGCGCGGUAAUUUCCUCAAUUUCACAUGUCGCCGUGGACUCCGAAUGCGGCGAUUUGACAUGUAGCUUGUUACUCGUCGUUGUCAUCUCCUCCUCACCUACCAAUGCCUCGAUACACACGUUCGAAAAUGUCGCCAGACUUCUCCCCGGCGAGUCAACUUUUGCCCGGGCAGCGUUGGAUCCGUGCGGCCGCCAUGGGCGCGCUCUUGCUGGGCGUUUUAGCCUCCAAGGGCUGGGCGGAGGAAGCAUCCUGCCACGGAGCUUACGACCUCUACUUCGUCCUCGACAAGUCGGGCAGCGUCGCCACCGACUGGUUCGAGAUCUAUUCCUUUGUCAAGAAUCUCACCGACAGAUUCGUCAGUCCCAGGAUGCGAGUUUCCUUCAUCGUAUUCUCGGGCCAAGCUCACGUCCUCCUACCGCUGACAGGCGAGGGGUACAAAAUAGAAGAAGGCCUGGAGAAGCUGCGAGCGGUCAAUCCGGCUGGCGAGACGUACAUGCACGAGGGUAUGAAAAUGGCCACAGAUCAGAUCCAGAAACAGACUCUCAAGUCGUCUAGCAUCAUCCUGGCGUUGACGGACGGGAAGCUGGAUGUGUUUGUUCACGAACUCACCGUCAAGCAGGCGGAGGAAGCACGGAAGUAUGGCGCUCGCGUGUACUGCGUGGGCAUCAAGGACUUUGACGAGGAGCAGCUGGCCGACAUCGCCGACACCAGGGACCAGGUGUUUCCUGUCAAAGAUGGCUUCCACGCGCUGAAAGGCAUCGUCAAUUCUAUUCUGAAGAGGUCCUGUACAGAGAUCCUGAGUGUGGAGCCCUCCAGCGUCUGCGUCAACGAGACGUUCGCCAUGGUGCUGCGCGGGAAUGGCUUCGCCUUGGGCCGCAGCAGUGAGAGCGUGGUGUGCAGCUUCAUCGUGGACCAGCAAACCUUCAAUAACAAGCCGAGCGUCGUGCGCAACGACUACCUGCUCUGCCCUGCGCCCAAGCUCUACGACGUGGGACAGAGCAUGGACGUGCUCAUCAGCCUGAACGACGGCAAGUCGUUCAUUUCCAGCUCGUACACCAUCACCGCCUCCACUUGUUCCAACGGUCUGGUGGUGGCCAUCGUGUUCCUGGUGCUUGUGGCUCUGGUGGCUCUGGCCCUCUUCUGGUGGUUCUGGCCCCUCUGCUGCACUGUGGUCAUCAAAGACCCCCCGCCACAGCCACCCCCGUCAAGACCGCCGCCACCUGAGCCCGAGCCGAUCGGUAAGAAGAAAUGGCCCACCGUGGAUGCCUCCUACUACGGAGGAAGAGGAGCUGGAGGCAUCAAACGCAUGGAGGUGCGCUGGGGCGAGAAGGGCUCCACCGAAGAGGGCGCCCGUCUGGAGAAGGCCAAGAACGCGGUAGUGUCCAUGCCCGAGGAGGCCGAGGAGCCCAUGGUGAAACGGGCCGGGCCCGCCGCCGCCUCCCCCCGCCGCCGCUCGGACAACAAGUGGUACACCCCCAUCAAGGGUCGUCUGGACGCUUUGUGGGCCUUGAUGCGACGGCAGUACGAUCGCGUUUCCCUCAUGAGGCCCACGUCUGCUGAGAAGGGUCGCUGCGUAAAUUUCAGCCGCGUUCGACGUUAGAUGACGCCGCCGAUGACGACGGGACGCUCACCGCCCAUGGACCAGAGAAGAAUUUCACACUUUUUUCAAUAUUUAUAUUUACUUUGACAUUGUUCCCACCGCUUUAAUUCUUAUUUUUAUUAUUAUCGCACAACUUGGGAUCCCAAAUGCAUCGCGAGCAUAUUGAAGGAUGAAAAGAGUUUGUCAGAGCAAUUUCGGCAGGGGAGGCGGGGGGCGGGGCCUCCUGACAAUCCUGGCCGUCUUCCUCUCGGCGACGUCUCGUCACCGUGAAACUCUCCCGUCCGCAUCCUGCCGUCCCCCCCUCUCACGUGUGAUGGGUGGACGACAGGAAGGACAAGACGGACGCCCCCGAGGUUUUCGGACUCGGGCGAGACUUUGCCCUUUCUGAUACACCUUAAGUCGUCAGGGAAUUAAUAGAGCGUAGCCCCCACCCCCCCACGGCCCGCCAUACCCAUCUAAUUGUUAGUCUUUCUUCUGUCCAUCGUCCAAAAAUAUUUUGCCUUCAUUUCAAAGCAAAUGCGAAUGCACUCGGUACGGAUUUUUGCCUUGAAAUAUUUUCGCCACCAAAUAUGAAAUAUUGACUGUUUUGUAUUCGCUUUGGCACACUUGAAGUUAGCUUAAACAUCAUGUAAUUGUCAAUCAAAUGAGCACGCGCUGUUAUACCAGGACGUCAUGAUCCAGCAUUUCAUUUUGUUAUGGAGUUUUGUCAUAUUUUUAUAUUAGAAAAAUAUUUUUGAAAUAAAUAUAUAUGAUUAUUUA
Molecule: messenger RNA, 2541 nt
Organism: Syngnathus acus (greater pipefish)
Lineage: Eukaryota; Metazoa; Chordata; Actinopteri; Syngnathiformes; Syngnathidae
Gene: antxr2a
Product: ANTXR cell adhesion molecule 2a
Exons: 17
Coding region: 286-1782 (498 amino acids)
Cellular component (GO): membrane
Molecular function (GO): signaling receptor activity
Source: RefSeq, a predicted model, not a curated record